Messenger RNA from Ectocarpus siliculosus, 1032 nucleotides. Lineage: Eukaryota; Phaeophyceae; Ectocarpales; Ectocarpaceae. The record is from the annotation of a GenBank genome assembly.
AUGCUCGAGCGCCGGGUCGACGGCGGAUACCAGAUCUUUUCUCCAGAGAUUGAGCGAGAUUCUCCCAUCGCCGCCCAGCGUGGCGUCGUAGCACGCACGUACGAGCGCCCACGCGGCCGCUCUUUGCCGAAGUGGGACCGAACCGACGACGCUGUGUCCACGAGGCCGGCGCCGCCGCCGCCGCCGCCGCCGCCGCGACCGGCCUCAAAGCUGGGUUUGAUCGGAAGCGGGUUUUCGCAGCAGCCGUGGAACUGCCCGGCGUGCACGUACCUGAACGAGGACCCCGCGUUUCGCGCCGCCUGCGAGAUCUGCAACACCCCCCGACCGAGCGCCGCCGCCGACGCCGUCGGCACCGGCACAAGCGGAGACGGUGGCGAGCAGCGGCACGACGAUUGGGACGACAGCGAGGUCCUGAAAAGCUGCGGCGGCGGCGGCUCGAGGGGAGGAGGCGGGAUACCGGCGACGGCGAGCGCGAUGAUGUCUUCGUUUUCACUGGCGGUGCCACCGGCGGUGGCGGCGGGGGGAGGGCCAACGGCGUUCGCCUCUACCGUUGCUGCUGGCGCCGGCGCCGUGGCACCGCCGCCUCAGAUCGAAGCGUGCAUCCCCAGCGGUUUUUCUGUCGGCGGCGGGGAAGCGGGCGGCCUUCCAGUAGGCGGGAUCGAGGUUGAUGAUAACGAGGUAGAUGGGAUUCUGGGAGGCGUUUCUCCAGGGGGCGGGGCUUUCCCGGUCGUUUCUGGCGCCUAUCAGGCCGCGAGCGGGCAUUGCGGUAGUGCCACCGCUGCUUCCGCCGCCGCCCUGGGUGGGGGUUGGGAAGCGGGGGACGAGUGGCAGGGAUUCGGAAGCGGGUCGUUCGGGCAGGAGUCCCCCGUCAACUGCUCUUCGCGUCAACCCACGAAGGCGUUUGAGUUUGCGUUUGGAAAUUCGGAGGCUGGCGGCGGCGGCGGCGGCGGUGUCGGCGAUAGUACUGGUGAUGGCAAUGAUGGCAGAGGAGUUGACGACGUGGAGUUUGGUAGAGAAGGGUGCGCACCGUGA